CACUGAGAGAAUGUCGUUGCCGAGAAGCAUAACAUGGAAUUUUUAUUUGCAAAUUAACAUUUGAAGUGGUCAGUCGAUUUAAUUUUUUCCAGCGCAUGGAAAAGUAAACUUUACCAAAGAAAGCUGACAAAAAGAAUAACACACAGAGCUUUAUCAUUUUUGCUAAUCGAAAUCGUAUCGCAGAAUUUGCACUGAAAGCCGCGCUUAAACAAUUGAACACAAAAGAAACGAAUCACAAAAAAAAAACAUGGCUGUCUCAGCCUCUCAUCUCUGCUUGCGGAAUAUUGUGCUAUUGAUAUUUUUACUGUUUUUGGCUGAUGAUAAGAAAGGAGUGUCGGCCCUGAGUAAACGCUAUCAUUUGGGACGUUACUGGCAUGGUUUCCUUGGUGAGCCAAGUAAAAUUCCUUCGUUGCAAAGCGAGCGUGAAGUACCAGAUUUGUGGUUCGAACAACCCCUGGAUCAUUUCAGUGACACAAACAAAGAUGUUUGGAAACAACGUUAUUUUGUCAACGAUGAACAUUAUCGCAAUGAUAGUACGGCACCUAUAUUUUUGAUGAUUGGUGGUGAAGCUGAAGCUUCCAAGAAGUGGAUGCGUGAAGGUGCCUGGAUACAUUAUGCCGAACACUUUGGAGCAUUGUGUUUUCAAUUGGAACAUCGUUUCUAUGGCAAAUCACAUCCAACGAGCGACCUUUCAACUGAAAACUUGCAAUAUUUAACAUCCAAACAAGCACUGGCCGAUUUGGGGGCAUUUGUAUUGGCCAUGAAGGAACAAUACAAUUUGGCUCCUUCACAAAAAUGGAUAGCUUUUGGAGGUUCUUAUCCCGGUUCAUUGGCAGCAUGGGCCAGAGAAAAGUAUCCCGAUUUAAUUCAUGGAUCCAUAAGUACGAGUGGACCACUUCUGGCAAAAUUAGAUUUUACUGAAUACUUUGAGGUGGUGAAGGCAUCUUUGGCAAGCUAUAAACCCGAAUGUGUUGAUGUUGUGGGUAAAGGUUUUGCCCAAGUUGAAAUCCUCUUAAAACACAUGAUUGGUCAAAGGAAUUUGGAUGAAAAGUUCAAGACCUGCACUCCCAUUAAGGAUUCAAUUGAAAAUAAUUUGGAUAUUUCGAAUUUCUUUGAAAAUAUUGCCAGUGAUUUUGCUGGCGUUGUACAAUACAAUAAAGAUAAUAGUCCCCAUGCAAAAAUAACUAUUGAUGAUGUUUGUGAUGUUAUGCUCAAUACUACAAUGGGCCCACCUGUUACACGUUUGGCAGCCGUCAAUAGUAUGAUUUUGCAGGAGUCCAAUGAGAAAUGUUUAGAUUAUAAAUAUGAUAAAAUGAUCAAGGAAAUGCAAAAUGUAUCUUGGUCCUCUGAGGCGGCAAAUGGGGCACGCCAAUGGACGUGGCAGACAUGCAAUGAAUUUGGUUUCUAUCAAACGUCCGAGAAGCCAACAGAUAUUUUCGGUGAUCGUUUCAAAUUGGAUUUCUUUAUAAAACAAUGCAUGGAUAUUUAUGGUGAUAACAUGAACUCGGAUUAUUUGAAUUCCGUAAUAUCCUCAACAAAUGCAUAUUAUGGAGGCCUGAAACCGACAACCACAAAUGUUUUAUAUGUUCAUGGUUCCAUCGAUCCUUGGCAUGCUUUGGGUUUGAUUAAACCCAUUAAUAAAAAUACUCCAACUAUAUAUAUUGAAGGAACUGCUCAUUGCGCCAACAUGUAUGAACCCAUUAAAACGGAUCCACCUCAACUGGUUGAGGCACGCCACAAGAUUUUGAAAUAUUUGGCUCAACUUUUGGAGGGUUACUCGGCAACCAAGAUGUAAAAAAUAAUCUUUGAUAUUAAAAAAAAUUAAUGUAAAAAAUAUUUUUGUAAAAUAUAUACCAAAUAAUCAGUAAAUCUUAUAGAUGAUGUAAACAACUA
This is a messenger RNA of Musca domestica (house fly), 1893 nucleotides long. Its product is annotated as putative serine protease F56F10.1. The transcript has 8 exons. Lineage: Eukaryota; Metazoa; Arthropoda; Insecta; Diptera; Muscidae. The coding region runs from base 248 to 1795 and encodes 515 amino acids. Gene Ontology annotation, molecular function: dipeptidyl-peptidase activity; serine-type exopeptidase activity. The record is from RefSeq and is a predicted model, not a curated record. Gene Ontology annotation, biological process: proteolysis.